AUAAACCCUUUGAUGGCGGAUUCCGAUAACGAGUCAGGUGGGUAUAACAACGGCGGCGGCGGUGACUUUUCAACGAAGGAACAAGACAGGUUUCUUCCGAUCGCAAACGUAAGCAGGAUUAUGAAGAAAGCUUUACCGGCGAACGCUAAGAUUUCAAAAGAUGCAAAGGAAACUGUUCAGGAAUGUGUAUCGGAGUUCAUCAGUUUCAUCACCGGUGAGGCUUCUGAUAAGUGUCAAAGAGAGAAACGUAAGACAAUCAACGGAGACGAUCUUCUUUGGGCUAUGACUACUUUGGGAUUUGAAGACUACGUUGAGCCACUUAAAGUCUAUCUAGCGAAAUUUCGUGAGAUGGAAGGUGAAAAGAGUUCAAUGGGUGUUGUCCGGACUGGAGACAACGGUUCUGGUGGUGGAGGAGCGGCGGAUGCAGGCGGAGGAAGCGGCGGUGGUGGUGGUGGAGUGAAUUCAUCGAACUCUGGUGGUGUGUUUAAUGGUGGUGGGAUCUAUGGUGGGAUGCAAGGUGGUUCGAUGAUGAUGAUGGGUCAUCAUCAAGGAUCGAUGUAUGGUUCAGGUGGGUUUCAUCAGAUGAGUGGAGGGAUCGGAGUUGAAAAGAGUCGUGCCGCCGGCGGAACGCCGGUGGUUAGACCAAGGUAGGCAAGUGGGGACUUGAUGAAAUCCCCAUGCUGUUUCCAAGACUCAUCUUUUUUAUUAGUGGUGUUAAAAAAAAAAAAAAAAACUUUUGGGAUAUUUUCAGUUUAGAAAUAGAAUAAUUUGGAGUUACUUUUUUUUUUUCUUUUUUUUAAGUGGUGCGAUAAUAUGGAGAUAGGGCAGAAAAUGUUUAGAAUCCAUAAGUUUGGAGAGAGAAAGAGAGGAAAGAGAAAAAGCAAUCGCAUACAUAUGUAAAUAUGAUUUUUAAGGUUUGGGCUGAAUUUAUUUGUAACAAAACUGUUUAUUAUUAGUUCUUUUGUUUGAUGUGUCAUUAAUGUUCAAUUAUCAAUAACUUUUUCUUUUU
Molecule: messenger RNA, 1009 nt
Organism: Impatiens glandulifera
Lineage: Eukaryota; Viridiplantae; Streptophyta; Magnoliopsida; Ericales; Balsaminaceae
Product: nuclear transcription factor Y subunit B-3
Exons: 1
Coding region: 13-651 (212 amino acids)
Biological process (GO): regulation of transcription by RNA polymerase II
Cellular component (GO): CCAAT-binding factor complex; nucleus
Molecular function (GO): protein heterodimerization activity; DNA-binding transcription activator activity, RNA polymerase II-specific; RNA polymerase II cis-regulatory region sequence-specific DNA binding
Source: RefSeq, a predicted model, not a curated record